This is a messenger RNA of Xenia sp. Carnegie-2017, 1209 nucleotides long. RefSeq lists its product as uncharacterized. The coding region runs from base 270 to 896 and encodes 208 amino acids. The transcript is spliced from 4 exons. The record is from RefSeq and is a predicted model, not a curated record. NCBI's taxonomy places the organism in Eukaryota, Metazoa, Cnidaria, Anthozoa, Malacalcyonacea, Xeniidae.
UCCAGUUAUUAUAGAACUCAAUGGUCGAGAACCAGUGCACGCACUAACUGAAGAUUGGACAUGAGGCAGACGGUGGCUGUCAUGUAGCACUGCAUAUUUGGUACUAAUAUGAAUUUGGCACUGCUUUUAACAACACAAUCAUCAGCACAAUUCAUCACCGCAUUCAACUGAAAUUUAUUGAUAAAAACAAUAAAGCAAUAAAGUCCUGUUGAGGGACUUACUCUCUAUUCUCUGCGUGGUCUAUUUUGAAUGAUAAAUUUUAGUUGAAUAUGAUGAUGAUUAUUGUGAUGACUGUUGUAUUGAACGUGGUGCCCAUAUGUGGGUGCCCAUUGUGGUGCCAAAUUCACAGUAGCAAUUGUAAGAUGGAUGCGAAUGCGAGUAACGGGUCACCAAGAGCAGGUCAACUUAUUAACAACAUUUUAGCUCGAGUCGAAGAAUUGUCAGAAGUUAUUUCACCAUGUCGUGAAAACUCUGAAUUAUCGUCUAUAAACGAGGAAGUGGCGCGAUCUUUUAAUCGCGGAGGCCGAGGAUACGACAUAAAUUUACAACAAUCAACAGCAACGUCGAGCACAGGCUUCCAGCUGAUGAAAGAAUGGAAGGGAUAUGAAGUAGAGAUGCAUGUGAGAAAUGCGUUUGGUGACAAACUAAAAGAUCACAAUAUAGAUAUUGAAAUCGUAAUGUCGGUCCACAAUACAUUGCAUCCACCCUGUCUUGCACCGAACCAAACAUUAAAUGGCUUCAUGGUGCACAAAGUGUUCAAAGAUAAACCAAUUUAUGUCAGGCCAUCAGUACAGAUAUUGGAACCAUUAAGCAACAGAAUCAACAAACCUGAACAUUUGAAUGAUCGAGAGGACCUGUGUAUUGUGCAGGAUGACUCAAGUGAUAUGAGUUUCUAAGAUCUGCGUUUACUAAUGAACCUCCUUGCAUGUCUUCAUAUCAACAUCCUGGAGUUGAGGAACACAGUGAAAUGGAAGUGACUAAUAAUCCACCUGCUGUCUAAGAAACCUCUUUGCCAUCUGUUGGUACUAUUUCAGACUGUUCUCACAACAAUGGAAAUGUUCAGAAUGAAGUUCAACCAGAAGAUCCAAAUUCUGUUGAUAUGUCCAAUAUUUCUGCUGUUGAAACUUCAUCAGAAGUGCUUUUGGAAAAUGAAAAUCUGUCAACUCUUUUGGAAAGUGAAAAUCUUCCAACAGGUAACAUUGUGAUACA